AAGACAAAACUGUACCCGACUCAGAACCAAAGAGCCACGGAUUGCGUUCACAACUUCUCACACCAGCCAAGCCAAAAACUCGGACGAGACUCAGACGGGACACUUGCAGCAGCUUAAAGCACCAUGACGCAGAGUAACGGGGAGAGCGCUCAGAGGAGUCGGGCCGGUCUGCAGCAGGUCCGAGCUCGGAUCCAGGCCCGGUCUGCGAGGGCCCAGCAGAGGAUCCGCUCCAUCACCAGAGAAGAUGUCAAACGAUGCUUCAUCAAGAACGCCUUUGUCAUCUUCACCGUGGCUGCAGUCGUGAUCGGUAUAAUCCUGGGCUUCGCGAUGCGUCAGUACCACCUGUCCUACAGAGAGGUCAAGUUCUUCUCUUUCCCCGGAGAGCUGCUCAUGAGGAUGCUGCAGAUGCUGGUGCUGCCCCUGUUGGUCUCCAGUCUCAUUACAGGUAUGGCCGCUCUGGACAGCCGUGCGUCGGGGAAAAUGGGGAUGAGGGCCGUGAUCUAUUACACCUCCACCACCGUCAUCGCUGUCUUCAUCGGGAUCGUGAUGGUUCUGAUCAUUCACCCCGGAAAAGGAUCCAAAGACGAGUUCACCACACAGCAGAAGGUGGAGCAGGUCAGCCCGGCCGACGCCUUCCUCGACCUCAUCAGAAACAUGUUUCCACCAAAUAUUGUUGAAGCUUGCACCAAACAGUACAAGACGCAGUACGCCAAGCGGGUGAUCCAUGUGCAGAUGACUGUGAACGACACGAUCUUCUUUGAGAAUGGGACCCAGGAGAUUUUGCGCGAGGAGAUGAUCCCCGUGCCUGGGUCUGUGAACGGCAUAAACGCGCUGGGCCUGGUGGUGUUUUCCAUGUGCUUUGGUCUGAUCAUCGGGAGCAUGAGGGAGCAGGGGCAGCCGCUCAGGGACUUCUUCGACUGUCUCAACGAGGCCAUCAUGAGGCUGGUCGCGAUCAUUAUGUGGUACGGAUGUAUUGGCAUCCUCUUCCUCAUCGCGGGUAAGAUCAUGGAGAUGGACGACAUCAGUGCCAUGGGCGGGCAGCUGGGCAUGUACACGGUGACGGUGAUCAGCGGCCUCUUGGUGCACGCCAUCUUGGUCUUGCCCACUCUCUACUUUGUGGUCACCAGGAAAAACCCCUUCAUCUUCAUCGGGGGGCUGCUGCAGGCGCUCAUCACCGCUCUGGGGACUUCUUCAAGUUCUGCCACGUUGCCCAUUACCUUUAAAUGCCUGGAGGAAAACAACAACGUGGACAAGCGUGUGACCCGGUUUGUACUUCCCGUCGGUGCCACCAUAAACAUGGACGGCACCGCACUCUACGAAGCUCUGGCAGCCAUCUUUAUCGCCCAGGUCAACAACAUGGACCUGAACUUCGGACAGAUUCUCACCAUAAGCAUCACAGCGACGGCGGCGAGCAUCGGUGCAGCUGGGAUCCCUCAGGCCGGACUGGUUACCAUGGUGAUAGUGCUAACAUCUGUCGGCCUGCCCACGGAUGACAUCACCCUCAUCAUCGCAGUCGAUUGGUUCCUGGACCGAUUGCGUACUACCACAAAUGUGCUGGGAGACUCCAUUGGGGCCGGUAUCGUGGAACAUUUGUCUCGCCAUGAAUUGCAAAAGGCGGACCCAGAAGUCGGAAAUUGUGUGCUGGAAGAAACUGACAAGAAACCGUACCAACUCAUCACCCAGGAAAAUGACUUAGACAACAACAAGAUUCCAAACAGCGAGACCAAGAUGUAGAGGAAAAAAGACAUUUCUUGUAUUCCUAGGAGCACUGUUGCACUGUAAUGAACCGUGUUUUCAGUAGGUUGCGUUCACGUACUGGAAUUUCAGAUGGAGAGCAGGGGUCUUGAUAACUCUAUGGGAGAUUUGCUGUUUUUGAAAGAAAUAUCCAAACUUCUAUCCAAAUGAAUCUCUUUGAAGUAAUAUCCAAUUAUUAUAUUUGUUUGGGAUUGGCUCCGCGAACUUGCCAUAUCGAUCUGAUCACCUUUUAACUGACGACAACGUCUUUGGUAGUGAAUAAUAGCACCACUUUGUGAAACUACUGUGGAAAAAAUUAUAAAUUAACAGAGAAGACAUUGAACUUUGUGGCAGUUUUAGUUUCAUGCCAUUCAUGCAUGUUUGAGUAAUUUAGCGAUCUCUUCCGGGCCCUAUUCGAACCCUCGUUACGUUCAAUGCUCAGCCCACAAGUCUACGUCAUUCCCACGUGACAGUUCUCCAUAAUUAUACAAAAUAAUUACACAGAACUAUACACAGUGUUGGGAAGGUGACUUUUAAAAUGUAUUCCCCUACAGAUUACAGAUUACAUACCCCAAAAUGUAGUUUGUAACGUAAUCCAUUAAAUUACUCAAAGUGAGUAACGUAAUCUGAAUACUUUGGAUUACUUGAUUUGCUGGAGAGAAGCAAAGACGAGGAAAUCAUAACAUAAGAUGUUUUCUCUGCUAAAAGAAAAUAAAAAGCCCAGACUUUACUGAACCAAAUUAAACAUAUUAUUAUAUAUAUAGAAGAGGAUGAGAUGUGGUCCACACAGCAUGGUUUAGUCCUGUUAAAUCCUGUUUGAGACAUAGUUUAGAAAUGGUUUUAGUCCUGGUUUAGUCCUGGUUUAGAUCUGGUUUAGUCUUGGUUUAUAUCUGGUUUUAGACCUCGUUUGGUCCUGGUUUAGACCUGGUUUUAGUCCUGGUUUAGACGUUGUUUAGACCUGGUUUUAGACCUGGUUUUAGACCUGGUUUUAGACCUGGUUUCGACCUGGGUUUGAACCUGGGUUUCGACCUGGUGUUAGACCUGGUGUUAGACCUGGUUUGGACCUGGGUUUAGACCUGGGUUUAGACCUGGGUUUAGA
Molecule: messenger RNA, 2833 nt
Organism: Boleophthalmus pectinirostris (great blue-spotted mudskipper)
Lineage: Eukaryota; Metazoa; Chordata; Actinopteri; Gobiiformes; Gobiidae
Gene: slc1a3a
Product: solute carrier family 1 member 3a
Exons: 11
Coding region: 124-1734 (536 amino acids)
Biological process (GO): D-aspartate import across plasma membrane; L-aspartate import across plasma membrane; L-glutamate import across plasma membrane
Cellular component (GO): plasma membrane
Molecular function (GO): glutamate:sodium symporter activity; neutral L-amino acid transmembrane transporter activity; L-glutamate transmembrane transporter activity
Source: RefSeq, a predicted model, not a curated record